This is a messenger RNA of Brassica rapa (field mustard), 8979 nucleotides long. RefSeq lists its product as uncharacterized. The record is from RefSeq and is a predicted model, not a curated record. Lineage: Eukaryota; Viridiplantae; Streptophyta; Magnoliopsida; Brassicales; Brassicaceae.
UCGUAUUUAAUAUUUUAAUUGGUAAAUUUACAUCACAGAUCGUUGCAGAUUCAUUGUUUCCCUCUUUUAUCCUCCUCCACAGAUCAUUGGAUUAAGAGGUACAAUGUCUCUCUAAUUUCUAAUUUCUGUACACUACCACUCUUUUGAAAUUAGACACCAUCGUUCUGGGCAUAAAAUUGUUCGGUGCGUUAUGGGAAUAGGGAUCUAUACGUUUGAUCCGAUUCACAGAUUCAUCGUCGCAAAUGGAUAACUUAGAUUCACUUCGGCAGAUAACUACUGAGAUUUUCAGAUAUAUCUUGUCAUGUUCUAUUGCCCACUACAUUCUGUCACCUGAAUGUAUCUUAAGAUUUGAUUUGCGAUCUUGACAAGCUUAUGAAUUUUUGUUUCUUCCCCGUUUAUAGAAUUUUUUACUAUAUUAGCCAUGGGCGUUCGUUUUGAUUCAGUAGUUUGGAUUUUUUGUUUUCCUUUUUAAGAGACAUAAGGCUUGAUUAGAGUAAUCUCUACCUUUAUAUUUUUUUGCUUAGAAUUAUAGAUUUUGAUUUUUUUUGUAUUCUGUUUUGCUGUAAGAUUUUGGUUGUAGGUAUUAAAAAUAAAUAUUUUAUUUUAUAUUUUAUAAAGUAAAAUAUAAGUGCUCUAGUUAUUUUGUUCUUUAAUAGUCAAAAAUCUAAGAAAAUGGGAAAGAAACAUCUUUACUUUUAUUUUAAUUUUUUAAAAUAUGAUUGGAAGAGAUUUAUUCUUUAGAAAGAAUGUGGGAUGUGGAAAGACACUACGACAUCACCUACCAAUCAGCCCGUAGAAACCGUUCUGGUUUUUAUGAAAUUUGGUUCGAUUCUGGUAAGAAUAUUGGAAUUUACUAACACCUGAAAAAUUAGGGGGGAGCUAUUGGUUCCAGUUUGGUUUGGGACUCUCAAAUCAUUUGAAAUAACUAAGAUGAAAAUAUUGGUUAAUUCAGGGUUUUGAUAUAAAAUAUCAAGUAAUUUGAAUUGUUCAUAUUAAAUUAUCGGAUGAUUUGCAUAAUUUAAUAUUAUUUGGAUAAAGUUAUUCAGGCGAUUUUGUAUUUUUGGGUAGUUCAUUUUUAUAUAAUAUUAUAUUUUGACAAAUAUAAUUUUUCUUAGAUAUACAGUUAUUGUAAACUAAAUAUAGCUACUAUUUCUAAGAAUGUAAAUUAUAUCACAGAUAUUCUGUGUAUCCAUUCGGUUUUGGAUUUUUUGGUAUAUAAAAUGCUAGGCCUAGUAUAUAUAGAGAUAUGGGUUGUUUGAAAAAUUUUCUUCUUGAUAUUUCCCAUUCUCAUGAAUCUCAUGAUGCUACUGCUUUAGAGACCUCCAUACCAAGAUAUUGUCAAUAUUGGUCCUGGGGUGAAACUACACGUCGUGGUCAAGUUCUCGAAGCUGAUGGGGAGAAAGCUAUUGUUUAGGUUUGCCAAAUUUUUGCUCUGUUCAUUCAUUAGCUUACUGUUGCUCUUUAGUUCACAUCUGAUGUUGUGCGUUAAAAGUUCUAGGUUGGUGGCCACUUGUGUCUUUUUGGGAUGUUGCUUUUUGGUUACGCCCAUGCUUUCUGUAGGAGUAUCUUCUGAAUUGAGUUACUCUAAUGGGCAUAAGAAUCCAAAAGAGGUUAGUGAGGCAGUUCAAUUCACGUUGAACAGAAAACCUAAGAUUUUACUCCAGUGGACCCUUUUACUCCAGUGGACUCCUCAUGCUUCUCACAAGAUUAAGCUAGCUGUGAGAGGAGGUAUAUCAUCUUUUGAUUCCUUGUUUGAUUGAAUACUAUGAUGAUCAUAUCUUACUUAAUUGAUGUUCUGUUCAAUGUAUAUAUAUAUAUAUAUAGAUUUUCCAAAAGCAUCUGGUGACUACAAGUGGCUUAGCUCAGAUAUGAGGAUUGUGUAUGUGUCAUCCUAUGGAAAGAGGCCUGGAAUAGCCAUUGUGAAGACUGUAUCGAAUCGUGAUCCUCAGAAUUUUGAUGAGGUGAGGAAACCAAUUAAUCAUCACUUUUCAUAGUAUUUAAUUUGUGUCAAUUAUAUUACAAUUCUCAUCAUAUUAAUAUGUAGAUUCUUGUCAGAGUUUUCGCAAGCCACGAUAAUGUAAGCUGUGAUAUAAUCCUAGAGCCCAUACUGAACAAUGACCAGCUCGAGCCAAACUGUAUCUUGAAACCAAACCUUAUAUCCAUGGAUUGCAUUGACAUGACCCUCCUAGUAUACUCUCCCGUUGGUGGUAUCCUUGCUAUACUAUUACAUUAUUUUUGUGUUUUUCGACACAGUUGCUAUGUUAUGCAUGAUAAGUGCCAUCGUUCUAGAAGACGGUCCAGACGGAUGUCUAUACGGCACAUAUAUAGGCGCUAAGCAGCUACAGAUCAUAAUAUUAUUUUGUAGAUGUUGAAAUAAAGCUAUCGAGUAGAGUUAUUCCUCCUCCAUUUUAUUUAAAUAACGUUAUUAGAUUGGCUAAGUUGUUAUACACUACAUUUCAAUUUGUCAAGAUGUUAUUCACUAAUACGCUACAUCAUCUCUUCUAUCUAUUGCUAUCAAAAUGUUUUGUAGCCUGGUGGUAGUAUAAGAGGAUUUUUUUUUUUGAUGAAAUAUCAAACUGAUUGAGAAAUUAAGAUGCCAAUUUACAUGGUUGACAGAAUAUAAAGAAUUUUUAAGAAAAUAAUAACUAGAGCUGGCUAAAAAAAACAUAUCUAGAGCUGUCUAAACAUCUGUCAUAAAAUGUGUUUCCAUUUUCAAAUACUUUUCAUUCUCCAUAACCAUCUUCACGUGCAUGCAUAAGAACAUAAACUGAAAUCAAAUCUUGAUUGGGCAAUCAAAUGGUCAGAUUAAGUUAAACUAAAUUUUGACAUUUAUACUUCUGUUACAAAACCUGUUAAAAAUUUAUUAAUUGAUAAUUUGGGUAUCUAAAAGGAUGUAAAAAAAAUUAACUUUUAGUUUUUUUUUGAAACAGUAUUAACUUUUAGUGAUUUUUUCGUAUUUAAUAUUUUAAUUGGUAAACUUUUAUAACAGAUCUUUGCAGGCUCAUUGUCUCCCUCUCUUCUCCUCCUCCGCAGAUCAUUGGAUUAAGAGGUACAAUGUCUCUCAUUUCUAAUUUCUGUACAUUACCACUCAUUUAAAAUUAGACACCAUCGUUCUGGGUAGAGAAUUGUUCGGUGUGUUAUGGCGAAUAGGGAUCUACAAGUUUGAUCCGAUUCACAGAUUCAUCGUCGCAAAUGGAUAAGUUAGAUUCACGUCGGCAGAUAUCUGCUGAGAUUUUCAGAUAUAUCUUGUCAUGUUCUUGCCCACUACAUUCCAUCAUUUGAAUGUAUGGGUAGAAUAUAACUGACAUUUGUAGUUUUUAAAAUCUUUUCUAAAACAUAAUUCGAAGAGAUUUAUUCUUUAGAAAGAAUAUGGGAUGUGGAAAGACACAACAAAACUUUUAAAGCACCUACCAAUCAAGUCCAUAUAAAUCGUUCUGGUUUAUAUGAAAUUUGGUUCGAUUCUGGUAAACAUAUUGGGAUUCUGGCAAACAUAUUGGGAAUCUGCUAACACCUGAAUUUUUUUGGGUCCGACUGAUUCCAGUUCGGUCCUUUAGAUAGCUUCAACAAACUCGGAUACAAACAUCCUUUAAUUUGAGGUUUUCAGAUAAAAUAUCAAGAAAUUUUCUUUGUUGAUAUGAUUUGCAUAAUUAAUACUACAGUGAAAACUCUAUAAAUUAAUAAUGUUGGGACUAUGACAUUUUAUUAAGUUUUAGAUUUAUUAAUUUACCAAAGUUUCAUUUUUAGAUUUUUCUAUUUCAAGAUAUAUUUUUUCCUUAAAUAAGAAAAAUAUUUUAUUUUAGUGUAUAUGCAUUAAUGUUUUUUGAAAUUCGACAUUGAUAUUGGUUCUAUUAUAUAAUUUGGUGUAUAUAAAAUAUAUUUCCUAGAAUUUAAAUGUAGUUUAGAUAUAAUUUUACUAAAUAUCAUCAAACUAUAUUAAAUGUUAACAAACUAUAUUAAGCGUUAAGAAUAUAUAAAGAUAAAUUCAUUCUAAAUAUACGACAAACAAUAUAAUGAUUGGUUUGUACAUAUAUAAAAUGUGUAUACAUAUAAAUUAUUAAUUUAUACUUUUAAUGAGAUCAUAUAUUUACAUAAGAUUUUCUAAAAUGUUAAUACCUUAUUAUCUUAUUAUCUUAUCGAUUUGUAUUAUAUUUUGAACCGCCCAACUUGGGAACGGAUAAAUUUAUUAAUUUAUAGUAUUUCUUAAUUAAUUUGCUGAGUAUUAAUUUAUAGAGUUUCUACUGUAUCCGGAAAAAAUAUUCAGACAAUAUAUUCUGUCUUUUUGGGUCCUUCAUUUUGAAGAGUAAUAUAUUUCGCAAAAAUAAUUUGUCAAUUUUUUUAGAUAUAUAGUUAUUUAAAAAUAAAUGUAGCUACCAUUUUUAAGAGUGUAUGUGUCUCGGAUAUUCGGUUCUCGAUUAGGUUCUGGUUCGGUUUUGGAUUUUUGGUAUUUAGAAAUAGAACCGCUCGGGUUUUAUCAGUCCAAUUUUGGUAUAGUUCGACUGUUUCAGAUAAAAUGUCUAGUCCUAGAAUAUAUAGAGAGAUGGGUUGUUUGAGAAUUUUUCAUCUUUGUAUUUCCCAUUCUCAUGAAUCUCAUGAUGCUACUGAUUUAGGCUUUAGAGACCUCGAUACCAAGAUAUUGUCAAUAUCAAUUUUGGGGUGGAACUACAGGACAUGGUUAAGUUCUUGAAGCUGAUGGGGAGAAAUCUAUUGUUCAGUUCUAGGUUGGUGGCCACUUGUGUCCAUUUGGGAUUUUGCUUUUUGGUUACGGUCAUGCUUUCGGUAGGAGUAGCUUCUGUAUCGGGUUACACCAAUGGGCAUAAGAAUCCGGAGGAGAUUAGUGAGGCGGUCCAAUUCACACUGAACAUAAAACCUAAGAUUUUACUCCAGUGGGCCCCUCAUGCUUCUCACAAGAUUAAGCUAGCUGUGAGAGGAGGUUGUCCAAAAGCAUCUGGUGACUACAAGUGGCUUAGCCCAGAUAUGGGGAUUGUGGCUGUGUCAUCCUAUGCAGUUAUCCAGGUAAAGAGGCCUGGAAUAGCCAUUGUGAAGACGGUAUCGAAUCGUGAUCCUCAGAAUUCUGAUGAGAUUCUUGUCAGAGUUUUCGCAAGCCACGAUAAUGUAAGCGAUGAUAUGAUCAUAGAGCCCAUACUGAACAAUGAUCAGCUCGAGCCAAGCUGUAUCUUGAAACCAAAGCAUAAGGCCUGCUUGCUCAUGAUGUUGCUAAUACACUGUCUCGUUGGUUGGACACUUGUUAUUUUAAGUCACUAUUGUUGUUUUGGAGGACGUACUGGCUAUGCAAAGCAUCAUAAGUCUCAGUGUUUUGAAAAACGGUUCAGACGUUUGCCUAUUCGGCGCAUAAGCGGCUGUAGAUCAUCAAACGAUCGGUGGUGAUUGGUUAAUACUGUAGAAGCUGCACACAGCAUUAUUAUAACUACAUCACCGAUUUGACAGCAUUCAGACUUUGUUAACUUUUUUGUUUCUACAGCACUGCUUUAACUUUACGGCUGUACAACAGCUCUAGAGAACAAUAUAUCUACAGCCUAGUUUUAUGGGCUUUCAAAGUAUAUUUACAUUAGCUUUAUUCCAAUAUUAAUUUGUAAACAUUAAAACCCUAGUUCUUCGUAUCAUUCAUCUGUUUUUUUUUUUUUCUGCUUUUAAAUUUGAUUUGACAAUUAAUAUCUUAUUGUUAUUCUUAUGGUUAUGUAUUUGUGUAUUAUGUCAAAUUUAUUUUUAUUAAAAUUUUAAAUUAGUCUAUUUUAUGGAAAAUUUUAAAUUAUCAUUUUAUUAAUUAAUUAGAAUUAGAAAUUAUAUAAAUCUUAUGAUGUAUUUAUUAAUAAAAAAUUAUACAUGUAUAUAUAAUAUAAUCUAUAGCUAAGUUAUACCAAUCAUACUUUAAAAAAAAAACUACAGCAAUAAAAUCUACAGCUACAACAAAAAAAUCUACAUCAAUAAUCUUAUAGCAAAAAAAGUAAAGCUAUAGCUUCUACCAAUCAACCCCGAUAUUUGUCUAGAAGUUGAAAUAAGGUUUGUUUGCUAUCGAGUAGAAUUAUACUAAAUUCAUAUUUGUCAAAAAUUGUGCAUUGGAAAUCCAUGACUACAUUUAGUGUGAAAGAAGAAAAACUUGUAAAAUAACUAAUAUAAAACUAGAGAGUAUUAUUUUACCGCCUUCGGUUUUUAGAUAUUUUAGGUUCUUACGGGCAUAUUCGGACCUGGAAAGAUCCAACUCGAACCCCGUCCAUAAAUUUAUAGUACCCGAACAUAAUUUAAUUUUAAAACCCAAAAAACUCAAUAACUGAAAAAAUUGAUCCAUACUCGAACGGGUACCUGAAUGCCCAUGUCUAUCUGAUUCUGUAAGCAAAUAAAAAAAUUAUUUAUUAUCCGUUUUGAAUUCUUAUCAUGAAUAAAGUAAUUUCAUUCAAACUUGUGAAAUUAUUAUGGUUAACACGUAAAACAAAUAAUGUGAGAUUAUUUGGAAAAAUAGGUAAGUUCUGUUUUCUAAUUCUGUGAUAAAUUAUGUCCAAUUAUUUGGAAAAACAAUAAAUGAAUUAGUUAAAGUUAGUUAAAAAGAAAUGAAUAAUAUGUAAGAAAUUACUUAAAAAUAGGUAAGUAAUGUUUUGUAUUUCAGUUUUAUUAGAAUAUAUGUUAUAAUUCAUUAAUUAGGAUGAGACAUGCGCUUUGUGCAGGGUAAGUGUAUGUAAUUAAAAUAUAAAACAUUAGUAUUGAAAAUUUAAGAUUUACAUAUGAUUGUUUUUAGGGCUUUUUUCAAAAUCAACCUAAAAUUUGGAGUCAAUUCCAAAACCAACCUCUUUUUUUUUGUCAUUACUAUUCAUCCUUGAAAGUUCCAAAUCCUCCUUAUGUUUUUCAAUUAUUUACCAAAGUGCCAUUAUUAAAUAAUUAUUUAAUAAUUUUGAAAAUGAGAAAAAACCUAUUACACCCUAAACAUUUCUUCUUAUUUACAACAAUACCAUUAUCAUCAAUUUUCCAACCACCAUAAACCACCAUUUUUGAGCUCUUAAAACCUCAAGAAUUCAAUUUGUAACCACUUUUUUCUCUUUCUAAACUAACAAAUCUUCAUUUUCUCUCAUUUCCUCUUCAUUUUCAUCUGAAAAUCUUUCAUAACUUCCAUUUUUGUAAUCUAAACUUUCAUAUUUUCGAGUUUAUUCAGUGGUUAGUCGAAAAAGGUGGUUCUUUUUGGUCAUAUUUGGAGCUUGGACGGUGGUAAAUGGUGGAAACGAGCUUUACACAAAAAAAAAGAUAACUAUUUACUGGGUUUUUGUCAUUUUUCAUAUCUGUGUCGCGAUAGUAGACUGUUUUGUAUGUCUACUCUUAUGUGUAGACGUACGAUGCGAUCUAUUGUUCAACGCACAGGUUACUUUUGCAAUUGACCAAAAUAAUUUUUUUUGUAUAGUAGACUUCCUUAGAAGUCUGCAUCUUAACCUUUGAAAACAAAAACAAAAAAGUAGGUAGACUUACUAAGAAGUUUACGUAAAGAGGUUAGUUUUUGCAUUUGGCCAAACUCUAUGCAACUUUUGACUUUUCAUAGUAGACUUCACGAGAAGUCUACAUUAUGUAGACUGCUAUGAAAGUCUACAAAAAGUCAAUUUUGCAUUUGACCAAAACUUUAACUCCGUUGAAUAGGUUAGUUUUGUAUUUGACUAAAAGAUUAUAUAGUUGACCGAAUCAAAAAAUAGUGUAGACUUCAUAUUCAGUCUACUAUUCUCAGGAAAAAAAAACGUAGAUUGCAUAUGAAGUCUACUUUUUUAUUUUGGUCAAAUGCAAAACUAACCUUUCGAAUUUGGGGUAGACUUCAGUUGAAGUCUACACAUGUGUAGACGUUCAUAUCAAUCUAUUUGUACAAAGUCAAAUUUGGUCAAUUGCAAAAACUAACCUGUUUUAAAAAAUUAAAAAAUGUAGACUGUAAAUGAAGUCUCCUUUGGAAAAUCAAAUUCUGGUUGAAUUCUGGUCAAUUGCAAAAACUAACCUUUUCAAAAUGUAGACUGAAAAUAAAGUCUACUCAUAUAAAAUCAUAACUUUUUUUUAAAUACAAAUGAUAACCCAUGGAUUUUUCAAUUGCAAAAACUAACCCUAAUUAUAGACUAACUUGACAGUCUACAAACGUAAACUGAAAAAACAGUCUAUUAUUAUGUAGACGGAUUAUAAAGUCUACAUAGAAAAAUCUAUAAAAGAUGGAUUUGUGUAUUAUUCGUAAUGUAUUUUCAAGAUUUUUUAGUUUGACAGUGUGCGUUAGUUAAUCCUAAUGGUCUUGAGGUAUUUUGAAAAUAUAAUCUUUUAUAAUUAUUAAAUUACCAACAUUUUGAUUUUACUAUCUAGUUAGCUAAUAAGUGUAGAUGUCUUUAUAAGUCUACUUUAUAAUUUCAAAAGUGAAAAGAGAAUACUUGUUGUGGUUGAAGAAUGUUAGUUUAUGGAAGAGUGAUAUGUAAGAUCAUUUCUACGUACCUUGAGAAAAAAAUCAGAAAUAUUAGAAUGGGACUCUCUUAUGUUGAUUAUUAGUAUUUAUGUGUUUUUAUUUACUCCUUACCGCACAUAAUUUUACAAUAGAGAUAGACAAGUGUGAAACUUAUAAACUUAUAUUGAAUUUGUGGUCUUGAGUCAGUAUUAUGUGCCAUGUUUUAUUGCUUUUAAGUUGUGUUACGUGAUGACAUUUUGUUGAACUGUGAGUCUUAACUUUGAUGUAUUCAUUUGGAGUUGUAUUAAACAAGUCUACUUUCGGUCGAGUACACUUCAGUACAGAAUAUCCAAGAAAAUUACAUAAUACAGCAGUGAUACAAAAGCACAAUACAAUAUAGCUAGUACAAAGGCAUAUAAUACAAACACCUAUUACCAAAAACUUCAUAUCCUCCAAUUCUAGCCAAAAAAUGGUUGCACAAUCAGGGCAGUUGAAGCGGCCACAAAGAGUGCAAUCAACGAUAGAACAUAGACUUGGCCAAUGAAUGUGGCCAUGGCUUAAAAUACAAGAACUCCAUA